GGAAAGGUGUCAGAUAAAGGAGGGCUCUCCUCCGGUUCGGAGGCAUCAUGGCCGCUAAGUCAGACGGGAGGCUGAAGAUGAAGAAGAGCAGCGACGUGGCGUUCACCCCGCUGCAGAACUCGGACCACUCGGGCUCGGUGCAGGGAUUGGCUCCGGGCUUGCCGUCGGGGUCGGGAGCCGAGGACGAGGAGGCGGCCGCCGGCGGCUGCUGCCCGGACGGCGGCGGCUGCUCGCGCUGCUGCUGCUGCUGUGCCGGGAGCGGCGGCUCCGGGGGCUCGGGCGGCUCGGGCGGCGGCGCUGGCGGCCCGGGCGGCGGCGGCGGGGCGGGCUCGGCGGCGCUGUGCCUGCGCCUGGGCAGGGAGCAGCGGCGCUACUCGCUGUGGGACUGCCUCUGGAUCCUGGCCGCGGUGGCUGUGUACUUCGCGGACGUGGGCACGGACAUCUGGCUCGCCGUGGACUACUACCUGCGCGGCCAGCGCUGGUGGUUUGGGCUCACACUCUUCUUCGUGGUGCUCGGCUCGCUCUCGGUGCAGGUGUUCAGCUUCCGCUGGUUUGUGCACGAUUUCAGCACCGAGGACAGCGCCACGGCCGCCGCCGCCAGCUGCCCGCAGCCUGGAGCCGAUUGCAAGACAGUGGUCAGCGGUGGGUCUGCAGCCGGGGAAGGCGAGGCUCGUCCUUCCACGCCGCAAAGGCAGGCAUCCAACGCCAGCAAGACCAACAUCACCGCCGCCAACAGCGGCAGCAACAGCAGCGGGGCCACCCGGGCCAGCGGCAAACACAGGUCUGCGUCCUGCUCCUUCUGCAUCUGGCUCCUGCAGUCACUCAUCCACAUCUUGCAGCUCGGGCAAAUUUGGAGAUAUUUCCACACAAUAUACUUAGGCAUUCGAAGCCGACAGAGCGGGGAGAAUGACAGGUGGAGGUUUUACUGGAAGAUGGUGUAUGAGUAUGCCGAUGUGAGUAUGCUGCACUUGCUAGCCACCUUUCUGGAAAGUGCUCCGCAGCUGGUCCUGCAGCUCUGCAUUAUCGUACAGACGCAUAGCUUGCAGGCCCUCCAAGGCUUCACAGCGGCAGCCUCCCUGGUGUCCUUGGCCUGGGCCUUGGCCUCUUACCAGAAGGCCCUCCGGGACUCCCGAGACGACAAGAAGCCCAUCAGCUACAUGGCAGUCAUCAUCCAGUUCUGCUGGCACUUCUUCACCAUCGCUGCCAGGGUCAUCACAUUCGCCCUCUUUGCCUCAGUUUUCCAGCUGUACUUUGGGAUCUUCAUCGUCCUUCACUGGUGCAUCAUGACCUUCUGGAUCGUCCACUGUGAGACAGAGUUCUGUAUCACCAAAUGGGAAGAGAUCGUGUUCGACAUGGUGGUGGGGAUUAUCUACAUCUUCAGUUGGUUCAACGUCAAGGAAGGCAGGACACGCUGCAGGUUAUUCAUUUACUACUUUGUGAUCCUUCUGGAAAACACAGCCUUGAGUGCCCUCUGGUACCUCUACAAGGCCCCCCAGAUCGCAGAUGCGUUUGCCAUCCCAGCGCUGUGUGUGGUGUUCAGCAGCUUUUUAACUGGCGUUGUUUUUAUGCUGAUGUAUUAUGCCUUCUUUCACCCCAACGGACCCAGAUUCGGGCAGUCACCAAGUUGUGCUUGUGAGGACCCGGUCGCUGCCUUCUCUCUGCCUCCAGAAGUGGCCACGAGCACCCUACGGUCCAUCUCCAACAACCGCAGUGUUGUCAGCGACCGCGAUCAGAAGUUCGCAGAGCGGGAUGGGUGUGUACCUGUCUUUCAGGUGAGGCCCACCGCCCCAUCCACUCCGUCGUCUCGCCCACCACGGAUUGAAGAAUCAGUCAUUAAAAUUGACCUGUUCAGGAAUAGGUACCCGGCGUGGGAGAGACACGUUUUGGACCGAAGCCUCCGAAAGGCAAUUUUAGCCUUUGAAUGUUCCCCGUCUCCUCCAAGGCUGCAGUACAAAGAUGAUGCCCUCAUUCAGGAGCGACUGGAGUACGAAACCACUUUAUAAAACCAAGGGCUUGCAGGAGCCACAACGUCCAGAUGAAGGGGUGACAGCAGGGCUGUGGCAAUAAUGACACUUCAUCCUAGAGGAGGGCAACGAGCGGUGAAGCUCUCAGUCUGACCGUGGUCACGAUUAUCGUUUGAUCCUCUGCUGGUCUCCCUCCAAACCAGCAGCGCCGAGAGUCUCUCUCUCCACCUGAAGGAACGACACCAGCUUAACGUGACUCUCCACAGCUGCCAAACUCCUCCUGCACGGUCUUGGAGAGCUCCCACCAGAGGGCACUACUAUUAUAGAAAAUUUUGCCUCCAAUCCAUAGGGUGUUUUGAUGGAGUUAACUGAUCUUUGCAUAAAAAUAGAUUCAGUCAUACACACACAUACACACGCUAACACCCACUAACACACACAGAUAACACCCCUCUGUCAGAGUAGCUUAGGUGAUUUUUCUUGAUGCAAAGCUCUGAUUCCCGCAGGAAUAUAAAAACAAAGAGAGAGAAAAUAAUAUCCCUCAAGACUCCAGAAAAAACAAUAGAACUGCUUAGAAAAUUCAUGAUCCAUUUCCUUAUUUGGAAACCCAUACCAUGUGUGAAAAGCCUCUCUAACGGACAGCAAACUCAAGUGUGUUUACACAUAUGUUAGCGUUGAUCGAAUGGUUCGUUUUCUACACAUUUCAGGAUUUUUUUAUUUUAAAUUUUCAGUUGAGAACAUCAUUUUUUGACAGAAAUCCUAUGCAGCACAUGUAUGGCUUUUGACAAGACCAAGGAGCUUCAUAACUUCAUGAUGUAAAUUAAAUGAUAUUCGUGGUUCAGUAUUCAAUUGCAACAAUUAAUAAGUACACAAAGAGGAAGUGGGGGAAAAGGCAAAAUGAGAGUUGAUUCCCAGGCAUGUGCAGCUCCCAUUGGAAUGUGCGGGCCCAGCGGCGGGAGAGGAAUGGGCCGGAACUGGAUCUGUUUCUGGUCGCAGCUCUGUGUCAUUCCAGGAGUGAUUCCGAGAGACGCCACACCGCUCCUUUCUAGUGCCAAACACCAUCCAACCACAGGACUGACAUGGAAGCCCCGAACAACUGAGAAUGAGUGGCGUGAGCCCCCCAGAGCAAACGAGAGAAUGAACAAUCAAGUUCUCCACUGUGUACAGACUUUACCCCCCCCAAUCCAAGGUCAAAGUGAUGUGUCUUUUAGAGGCUUUGGGACACUUUUUAGUAAGUAUGAGCAGACAAAUGCAGUGAAUAUGCUAUGAGAAAACCCUCCUGAACUGAUAGAGGGCUUAACACUAUAUCCAGCUAAGAUUUGUAUUUGAAUCAUCUGUAAAGUCACACUCUCACAACAAGCUUCUGGGUUUUAAAUACCUCCGUACAGCAAGUUAACGUUCCCCGCUUUCUGUUCUCAGUGUCCCCGGUCAUGGUGCUUUUUGUUGCAUUAAAAGUGCCGGUCAAACUUUGAUAGUAUUUUUUUAUAGUUGGUGCAGAGUGGAAUAACUCAUGGAUUAUUUCAAUAUUUUUGUAAUAAAAAAUAUAGGGUAUACACACAGGCAUCAUCACUUUUUUUAUAGACCUGGAAUCGUUUAAAAUACUUUAAGCAUCAUAAUUGCUGGGGAUGUCAGAAACUGGUCCACAAAUUCCAUCACCCUGCCUCGGCAGAUCGAAAACACUUGUCUCUUGCAAGAUCACCCUACUUUGCAAGUUGGUGCCCCCAGGAACCUGGCCAGGGGUGCUAUCAGAAUAUCAGGUGAAGAGAGAAUCAGCUUAACUAGAAAGGGCUUGUCAAGACUGGCCAAUGUUUCCCAGGAAAUCAAAGAUGUAAAUGAUUACUUUCAUCCAUCCAUUAUAACAAACCUGACCACAGUGGAAGAUGUCUUAAACUUCCUUCCUUGGUUUUAUAUUAACCCAACUGAUAUAUUAAAUAUUAGUCAAAUCACUAAAAAAAA
Molecule: messenger RNA, 3917 nt
Organism: Lemur catta (Ring-tailed lemur)
Lineage: Eukaryota; Metazoa; Chordata; Mammalia; Primates; Lemuridae
Gene: XKR4
Product: XK related 4
Exons: 3
Coding region: 48-2003 (651 amino acids)
Biological process (GO): apoptotic process involved in development; engulfment of apoptotic cell; phosphatidylserine exposure on apoptotic cell surface
Cellular component (GO): plasma membrane
Source: RefSeq, a predicted model, not a curated record